Messenger RNA from Mixia osmundae IAM 14324, 774 nucleotides. RefSeq lists its product as uncharacterized. Gene Ontology annotation, biological process: peroxisome fission. NCBI's taxonomy places the organism in Eukaryota, Fungi, Basidiomycota, Mixiomycetes, Mixiales, Mixiaceae. The record is from RefSeq and is a predicted model, not a curated record. Gene Ontology annotation, cellular component: peroxisomal membrane. Bases 1 to 774 code for a protein of 257 amino acids. The transcript is spliced from 2 exons.
AUGGCUCUGGACGAGAUCAAGCCCUUCUCGGCGUUCCCGGAGACACCGAAUUUGGACCAUCUCGUGCGAUACUUAUCGACAUGGUCGGGCACAGACAAAGUGCUCAUGUCCUACCAAUAUUCGUCCAAGCUCCUGAUCUAUAUCCUCAGACGACGUCAGCUCAAGUCCCAGUCUGCAGAUAGCCUAGCCGGGCUGUCUGCGAUCGUCUCGGAUGCCCGGAUUUUGCUGCGCUUCUGGGGCUUGCUACCCAUCUUCCAAUGGCUGAGGGGACUCGAACAGACCAAGUCGCCCACUUCAGCCAGACUUCACACCAUAGAACGACUGCAAGGCUACUCCAUGCUGCUCUACUAUCCUCUCGAGCAUACCUACUACCUCGCUGCUCACAAGAUCAUCAAGAUGUCAACAGAGACGAUGAACAAGAUCGGACUCUGGUCUUGCCGCUUCUGGCUCGUCUAUGUCGUCCUGCAGCUCAGCCAUCUCUACGAGGAAUCGCGCAUCCUGACGCGACAAGUCAAAGCGAUCAGACAGCGACGAGCCAGCUCCAAGCGUGCACCCACGCAGGAGCAAGGUCAGGUACAACGCGAAGAGGACAGAGAGGUAGCACUCAAGAGCUCGGCCAUCUUCACCGAGCUCGUCAUCAACACUGGCUAUGCGCCUCUCACGCUGCACUGGUCACUCCCGCAAGGUAUCUUCACCAACGACGUCUGGGUCGGACUCUUUGGCACGAUAGCCGCACUCGGUCAGCUGAGGGCAGGAUGGAGAGCGACUGCAUAG